AUGGCAGAGACUGAUCGACAUAUUGGUAUUGUUUUGGAGUAUGCAUCUGGGGGUGAAUUGUUCGACUAUAUCCUUAACCACCGGUAUCUGAAAGACAACCCUGCUCGUCGAUUAUUUGCCCAACUGGUUUCCGGCGUAGGUUAUUUGCAUAAGAAAGGUAUUGUUCACCGAGAUCUCAAACUCGAAAAUCUAAUGCUCGAUCGAAACCGCAAUAUCAUUAUCACAGAUUUUGGUUUCGCGAACACAUUCGACCCCACAGACGAACUGGGCGAAGAAAUUGAAUAUAACCUGACGAAUAGAGAAUUCGUGAAAAGGAUGAAGCUAGAUCGGCCCAACGCAAAGGGCUUAAGGCGCGGUGACCUUAUGCAAACUAGCUGUGGUAGUCCGUGCUAUGCCGCGCCAGAACUGGUCGUCACUGAUUCAUUAUACACCGGGCGUAAGGUUGACGUUUGGAGUUGUGGAGUUAUUUUGUAUGCAAUGCUUGCUGGCUAUCUCCCUUUUGAUGAUGAUCCCGCAAACCCUGAGGGCGAUAACAUAAAUCUUCUUUACAAAUAUAUUGUAACGACACCUCUCACUUUUCCCGAGUACGUCACACCACACGCGCGAGAUUUGCUGCGGCGCAUCCUUGUCCCGGAUCCGCGAAAACGGGCAGAUCUCUUCGAAGUUGCGCGACAUAGCUGGCUUGCGGAGUAUGCACAUGUGGUAUCGCACAUUACCAGCAAUACUACUAAUGUGGCUGACAUUGCAAACACCACUGUUCCUGCCGAAGACCAACAAGAGACCCCAUCCCUUGCUCGUAGCGCUUCUGUUAGAGAACCACCCAAAACUCAGCAUCACAGCAACGCUUCACCGGUGGGAGGCCUCAAUCACCAUACAGGGAAAAUCUCUCAAGAAGAUGAAAAACCUAAAGCAAGGGAUGCGAAAAGGAGAACAGUCCAAGUCGAAUACGUGCCCCCUCAGUCUCAAACUGCUCGUGGUGACUCAACUACCGCCUCUUCUCCUCUGAGCCCAAUAUCAGGUCCUGCAGGUAGGCCGCAUUCGCAAUAUGGAAACUUAGCGCAAUCGAUCUCAGACCUAACUGGUUCUUACAGUCAACCCGCCGCCCCAGCGGUCGCAACAACCAAUGUGCAGGGUCGGCUCGCUCAGCCCAAAAAUGCCACAGCCUACAGUAUCUCUCCGCCUAUCACCCAGCAACCUGCAGAGAGUUCAAUUGAUCAGCCCAGUACAAAUCUGGACUAUAGCGUUGCCCAGCAACAAGAAGCACAAACCAAGAGCCAUAAGCGUUCUAGCACCGUGAGUAGCAUUGGUGAGAAGUUGUUUGGGCGAUCUGGCUCUAUAUUCGGUGGAAGAUCAUCUCAGCAUGGGCAACGACCAAAUAAACGCUACCCCCCAACUAGCAUGAAGGAGCCGAUUGUCUCGGAUGAACCGCGAGCGUCAAUGGAUUCCCGUCGGUCAAUUUCUCACCCUUUUCAUCGGAAACUAGUGGAUUCCAACCAAGAGCAUACUACGAAACAACGAAGAUUUUCUCUCUUGCCUGCAUCGUUUUCUAUGAAAAACUUCUCAUCCAGCAAAGAAACGCCCCCCGCUGCUGACUCUCACAUGGCCCAGGUUAACGAUUUUCUCCACCUUCCAAUGAGUCAAGGUCAUCAGCAGCAGCCCCAACAGGUAUCAACUGCCAAUGCUACCUCACAUUCUCACCACCCGACCGCCGGUCACCACACCCAAGUCGAACAAGGCCUUACCAACGCCAAUGACCAAUUGGAUAUGAUGAAUUACUCUGCUCAAAUCGACCAACAGUUUGCGACCCUUCACGCUGAAUCGGACCCCAAACUCCAGAGAAAUCCAUAUGGGUCACCUCACAUUGCUGCUGAGCAAUAUUACCAAGAGGAACCCCAUGCUAACUCUUCUUCAACGAGAUACCUCACUGAGCCACAGAAUUCCGGUUACGCGGAGCAGUUUAUGCCCAGUUACCCGGAGGAAUAUAAUCCGGGCCAUAACAAUGACAAUGGUUCUCGGCAGUCAAUACAGCCUAACCACCAGUCUGGGAGGGUCUCCAAUGUUCUCCAGAAGAACAAUCGCAAGUUCGCCGAUGCCUACGAAUAUGAGAAAGAUCCGUCACAUCAUUCUGGUAGCUCUGGGGCUGCAAGAAGAGUUAUGGACUUUUUCAGGCGACGGGGCAAGUACCGUGCUGGCGAUCAUCAGUGA
Molecule: messenger RNA, 2205 nt
Organism: Histoplasma mississippiense
Lineage: Eukaryota; Fungi; Ascomycota; Eurotiomycetes; Onygenales; Ajellomycetaceae
Exons: 5
Coding region: 1-2205 (734 amino acids)
Biological process (GO): microtubule cytoskeleton organization; protein phosphorylation; intracellular signal transduction
Cellular component (GO): cytoplasm
Molecular function (GO): protein serine/threonine kinase activity; tau-protein kinase activity; ATP binding
Source: RefSeq, a predicted model, not a curated record